Messenger RNA from Penicillium taxi, 1887 nucleotides. Its product is annotated as exonuclease V. Gene Ontology annotation, cellular component: mitochondrion; nucleus. The transcript has 2 exons. Gene Ontology annotation, molecular function: single-stranded DNA 5'-3' DNA exonuclease activity. The record is from RefSeq and is a predicted model, not a curated record. The coding region runs from base 1 to 1887 and encodes 628 amino acids. Lineage: Eukaryota; Fungi; Ascomycota; Eurotiomycetes; Eurotiales; Aspergillaceae. Gene Ontology annotation, biological process: interstrand cross-link repair.
AUGUCCUGCCCAGAAUUACCCGAUGAAUCCUACUCUAGUGAUUACUCUGAUUUUGCUACAGACGAAGAAGAGCUUCUGACAGAAUUACUCACCCAAGUUUCAAAACGCGCGAUUGAGAGUGGCUCUCUACCUACCACAUUAACUCGCCAGAUAAGCUCACAAGAAAAUACAUCUACGUCAAUUGAACUCACUGAUAUUGAAUCCCCACGACCAUCAGUACUUACAGCCCAUAUCGUUGAUAUUGAGGAUGGCAUUGAGGGUACACCAAGCAGCAGGCUUCCAAAAGUUUUGGGCCGGGAGAAGCCUCGUUCACUAUGGAGGCAGUCGAGUCAACAUUCCUGGCUGGGACAGCCGAAUCCACACAAUACGUUGUCUCGGGACCCAAGUAAUAGCGCAAACUACACAAACUCCUCCGGCUUUGAGCACCCUAGCUCAACCGAAGGUCGAGAACGAGAACGAGAGCGCUGCACCAUACGCGAGGGCGAAUGGACGCAGAAUACGCAAGCGCUACCAACGGAGGAUCCUCGAUCUCCCGUGGAACGUUUCCGGCGCCCCCCAAACAAGGCAUUCUCCGUCACAGACUUGGUAUCCCCUGCAUGGUGUGAACUGCAGUAUUGGUAUACCCUGACAAAACAUGGGAGAAAAAGAAGGACGGCUGCUAUGAAGAAGGGUAGCAGUGUGCACAAGUCACUAGAGGAUGAGAUUUAUACCACGGUUCCUGUGGAUAUCACUACUAAGGAGGAUGCCUGGGCGCUCAGAAUCUGGAAUGUAAUCCAAGGACUGCGUCUGUUGCGUGAAUAUGGAAUCACGCGCGAGCUGGAAGUUUGGGGCGUGAUUGACGGUGAGCUAGUCAAUGGGGUCAUUGAUCAGUUGUCAUACGAAUGUCCUGACUUAGAGCUUGAGGCUACGGCCUCUGGGUUUUAUGCCGAUGCGGCCUCAUCGCGAGAUGCUUUGCCGGAGUACCAGAUGUCCUUGUCGGACUUCCUAUUAUCCGAAUCUCAGGGUGGGAUAAAACUUUCAGACCUGGGCAAGCAAGAAAAACUCGAAGACGUCGAUCCUCAGGAGUCUAUCCAAGAAUCUGCCCCAGACCUAUAUGCGUUACCUCGGAUAUAUAUCACAGAUGACAAAACGAAGGCCAAUCGCUCUCUUCCUACGGUAAAGAGCACGGGAUUCCGUCCUACUCUGCUCCAACUACACCUUUAUUACCAUAUGCUCAAUCGCCUCAUUACGAGCGACGAUGUGACAAUGGAUAUCCUUGCAGCGCGAUAUCACCUUAACCAGCAUCGCCCUUUUACCGACGCCUUCAUCUCCGAAGUAGGCGGGUUGAACGAUGAAUUCUUCGAUGCGUGUUCCUCUCCACAGGCUGAUUGGCAAGAUAUUUCCGAUUCACAAGAUUUAAACACGUCAUCACCUGACCCGAAAAUACCGUCUAGUCCAUUAAAAGCCAGUCAAGAUUCAACCACCAUUCUUGUAGAUAACGGUAACUUAUCCAGCCUAUGGAGCUAUAUGAAAGAUCAGCUCCGCUUGACUUUCAUCCCUUCAAUGUCAGAGUCACGGGAUAUUGCACCAUCUAUUCCAGCACCCACUCAGCCAACAAUGCUUGAAGAAUAUACAACCCUCCUUUCUCCUGUUCUCACAGCACGUUAUCUAUCCUCGGCAGCUUCAGCAGACACUCAAUCUCGGCUUCUUGGGAGCAGGUCCUUCCUUUUUGAUCCAAAUAAUAUGUCGUCCUAUGUCAACGAUCAGAUGGAGUGGUGGCGUGGCCAGCGCGAUCCCCGAGGCGUUAAUAUUGCCGAUGCUUGGAAAUGUCGUAUCUGUGACUUUCAAGAUGAUUGUUCCUGGCGUCAAGAACGAGAGCUCCAAUAUUUGAGACGGAAUAGAGUCUAA